CUGACGCUUCUUACGGUCAUUAACAUUACAAACUGUUUUUGCAUUUCGCUUCAGCACGUUUACGGUGACUCCUUUUCGGUGUCUGGGGUCAUUGCCAGCUUCCAGCAGACACUAUGGACGGUCAUUCCGAUCUCGAGUGGCGUUGUUCGCCAAAAGUCACUACGUAUGUUCCUCGUCUAUCUGCAUAGGCCAAUAUACAUGGCGUUUGGGGGCGAUGUCAUUCGGCUCUUUCACGGCGACGAGUGCUUGACCAUAGAGACAGCCGACUCUGUUGAAAGUGGUGCGGGUCAAACCCUCUCGUCCGGAAAUGGAGGUCCUGGGGGAAAUUCAGUGACCCAACAACUUCAGAACGACGCUACCAAGCAAUUUUUUUUCAUAUGUUCUGUCAGAUACCACCAGUCAGUUAUGUACCAACUGGGCUCCGUCAGUGGCCACGCCAGAUCGCUCUGGCAGAUUGAACAUACGAAGACCAAAUGGUGUGCAGGCUUCUUCUCCUGGGAUUGCGCGGUUCGACUGCGCCACGUAACGACGGGACGCUAUCUUGGUAUCAUUCCCCAGAGCGGCGGUGCAAGCUCUGGCCACAUUGACGUCUUCCUGUUAUCUGCCAUUGAAGCAAAUAACGACUCCUGCGUCUUCUACAUCAAACAGACUAAGGAUGACAAAAAGAAGGUGGAGGACAGAGAACAGGAAGGAAUGGGAGAUCCGGACGUCCGUCUCGGUGAGACCCUCAUCUACCUACAGCAUGCAUCCACAGGCUGGUGGCUCUCCUACGACUCUUAUGAGACCAAGAAACGCGGUGUCGGUAAAGUAGAAGAGAAGAAAGCUGUCCUCCUCGCCGAAGGUCAUAUGGACGAUGUUUUCAGUCUAGUUCGCGCACAGGAAGAAGAAUCGACAUCAGCUGCAGCUAUCCGUCGAAGCACUGCUGUCCUGACGGCCUUCAAUCGUGCCCUCGACGGGUAUGCGAACGCCUCCGCCUCAGCAAAUUCAGUACCAAACGCGACCGCUGCCAGUUAUGGGGGCUCACCACCUGCCGGUGUGAUGAACGGUGGACAAUCCCCGCCUCAACUCAACAUGGAAGAGGUCAACCAAUGCCUGGAGGAUCUCAUAGAAUUCUUCGCACAGCCAGAUUUGGCAGAGGAACAUGAAGUUCGUCAGGCCAAACUUGCCGCUUUGUCAAACCGCCAGGACCUGUUCCAGGAAGAGGGCAUGAUUGGCCUGGCACUAGAGACGAUUGACAAGUUUACGGGAACCUUCCGCACACGACGCGAGUUCGCGCAGGCCGUUGGAGAGGAGAAGGGCAGCCAAUUCGGCGAACUGGGCAAUUACCUCUAUUUGCUGCUGGCAGCGCUGAUUCGUGGAAACCACGAGAAUUGUGCCCAAUUUGCUGCUCCUGCCCGCCUCAACUGGCUCUUUAAUCGACUGGAGUUGCAGCAGAGCUUCGCGGAGGGCGUCCUCGAUGCUCUGCACUGUGUCCUGACCGACAGUGACGAAGCCCUCAACGUGAUCACUCCCCACCACAUACACACCCUCAUUGGCUUACUCGACAAACAGGGCCGCGAUCCUAGGGUUCUGGAAGUUUUGCGUUCCAUCUGUACGGGUCGACAAGGUGGCGCAGUAAGACUGAAUCAGGAUUUGAUCUACGACUGUCUCCUGCCGGAUCGCGACCUUCUGCUUCAGACCAAGUUAGUCAGUCAGUCCGGAUCAAUGCGAGCCAACCUCUUUGUUGGCACCAAAGAGGGCGGAGCAAUGUACACCAAGUGGUACUUCGAAGUUUUUGUUGACGCCCUGGAAACCGUUUCGCAUCAGCCUGCAACUAUCAGGGUCGGUUGGUGCAACACGGACGGGUACCUGCCGCAUCCCGUUGGCGGACCGGGUUGGGGCGGCAUCAGUCUCGGUGACGACUUCUACAGUUUUGGCUUCGAUGGUCGGUACUUAUGGACCGGUGGCAAACGGAAAUUGGCGGUCUAUCCCACUCCCGAGGAAGCAAAGGACCCCAAUUAUGCCAAGGCAGUUGUAGAAGGGCCCCACUUGAAACACGGUGACGUGAUUGGUUGCCUGCUCGAUCUCACCGGCCCGGUCAUUCAGUUCAAUCUCAACGGAAGCCUCGUGAAGGGCUACUUCCAGGACUUCAAUACCACUGGUCUCUUCUACCCCUGCGUCAGUAUGACGGCUCGUGCCAGUGCACGGCUUGCCCUUGGUGGUACUCAUGGUCGUCUCCGACAUGGGCCGCCUGCCGGCUACGCUCCGAUCAUCGAUGCCAUUCAACCGAAUCAACGUCUGCGUCUCGAGCCGGUCUUCUCCUUCGGCCGAUUGGACAAGGCCAUCUACGCGGGACCCUCGGCUUCGCCGAUGCCCUCGCAAGAUGUCUACGUGCCUCAGCCCAUAAACACCAGCAAUUUAUCAGUGAGUUAG
Molecule: messenger RNA, 2412 nt
Organism: Dibothriocephalus latus
Lineage: Eukaryota; Metazoa; Platyhelminthes; Cestoda; Diphyllobothriidea; Diphyllobothriidae
Source: the annotation of a GenBank genome assembly